AAGGUAAGGUACCGACACCUCGCCCCUCUACUCUUGUGUCAGAAAAAUUUCCACUCGCACAUUUACGCAUACACUUUCUCUGCCGUACUUUGUAUUUCCCCCGUUCUGCUUUUUCUCGUUUACAAACGCACAUAUAAGCGUACUCUAUCUCUCUCGUCUUUUAUUUGUCGGUAGCAUUGGAGCAAGGCACAUUAUGAUGGUCACUGUGUCUCGCAUGGCUUGCAUUUGAUUCUCUGUAUAGCUUUUCGAAAAAUUUCUGUUCCGAAAUUCUGAGUUCUCGUCUUUGUGGGUUGAUGAUCCAUGCAUGGUGAGAUUUUUGUUACUAAGAGAUUUUUAGCUCUCUGUUCGGAAGUGUUUUAGCGAAUGGAAAUAAUGGACCACAAGACGUGGCUGUGGAGGAAGAAAUCUACAGAGAAGAUGAUUGUUGCAACUGACAAAGUAAACCUCUCUCCCAAUGGAAAUGAAGAGGAGAUACAGACACUUCUGACUGAUAAAGCAGAAUUGGAGAAAGACCUGAAAUGUUUAAAUGAUAAGCUUUCCUCUGCCCUGACUGAGUGCAAUGCUAAGGAUGACCUUGUAAAGGAACAAGCAAAGAUGGCAGAGGAUGCCAUGGCAGGUUGGGAGAAGGCAGAAGCCAAAGCCGGGUCUCUAAAGCAAGAGUUAGAUGAAGCCAUACAGCACAAAGCUGCUGGAGAAGAAAGAUUAACUUACUUGGAUGCAGCCCUCAAGGAGUGUAUGCAGCAGCUGCGGUUUGUUCGAGAAGAGCAGGAGCAGAGGGUUCAUGAUGCUGUGAUGAAGGCAUCAGGGGAACAUGAAAAAUCCCAAAUGAUUUUAGAGGAGAAGUUGGCAGAAACCAGUAAAAGACUUGCAAAAUUAGGCAUUGAGAAUACUCAUCUAAGUAAGGCUCUCUUGGCAAAGGAAAGGUUGAUUGAAGAUCUAACUAAACAGAAGGUUCAGGUGGAGGCAGAUUCUAAUGCUCUAAUGAUUAGGUUAGAGUCUACUGAGAAAGAAAAUGCUUCAUUGAAAUAUGAAGUCCGAGUUCUAGAGAAGGAGCUUGAGAUUCGAAAUGAGGAGAGAGAAUUUAAUCGUAGAACAGCUGAUGCAUCGCAUAAGCAACACUUAGGGAGUGUGAAAAAAAUUGCAAAGUUAGAAUCAGAAUGUCAGAGGCUACGCCUGCUUGUUCGCAAGCGGUUGCCAGGCCCAGCAGCCUUGGCAAAGAUGAAAAGUGAAGUUGAUGUGUUGGGAAGAGAUUCAGUUGAACUGAGGAGGAGAACAUAUUCUAGUCCUAAUGCUUUAAUUUUUGAUACUGCUGUUGACAACUCCCCAGACACUCCAAGUAAAAAGAUCAACUCUCUGACUGAGCAGUUAUGUGCCAUAGAAGAGGAAAACAAGGCUCUCAAAGGAGCCCUUAAUAGAAAAUCAAAUGAACUUCAAAUUUCAAGAACCAUGUAUGCUACCACAGCUUCCAAACUGUCACAGGUCGAGUCGCAUCUUGAUGAAAUGUCAAAAGGCCAGUCAACCUUGGAGCCAUCAGGAAGUGGUCUUGCACAUGAACUUUCUCUGGCCUUGGUAUCUGAUGUUGGCAGUGAUGAUAAGGUUAGCUGUUCUGAAUCAUGGGCCUCUGCUUUGAUUUCAGAAUUGGAGCACUUCAAAUAUGAGAAACAAAGGGUUCCACCUUCAGUUAAAACUGUAGGAGGUUCAGACAUAAAUCUGAUGGAUGACUUUGUGGAAAUGGAAAGACUUGCAAUAGUCUCAGUUGAUAAGCAGUCAGGAAGUCCUCAUGUUUCAUCUGAUGAUGCUAAUGCAACUGUUAGCCCAUUUGAAAUUGAUUCGAAUGGGCAUCUCUUGCAGGUAACUGGUAAAGAGAUUGUUCCUGUGUUGGAGUCUAGCUCUAGGGUAUCAGAACAGGAAAUUAAGACCAAGGACUUGGUGAUUGGUAAAGCUUCUGAAUCUUCUGAUUGGCUUCAGGAUAUUCUUAAAGUUUUGCUGGAGCAAACUUGUAUCACACAAAGAAAACCUGAUGAAAUACUGGAGGAUGUUAGAGUAGCUUUGGUAGGCAUAAGUAACGGGAGCCAUGCAGAGUGUCUUGAUACAAGAGAAAGCUCAAAACAUCAAAAUGCAUCAGAUUCCCCUCAUAUUGGUGGUUGCAUCUCCUGGAAGCCUACAGAUAGACCUUCUCUGUUGGAUUCAUCUUGUGGAAAUAAUGAUGUUGAUGUCCCGGAGACAGAUGGGAGCAAUCAGCAGUUGCAGUCAGAUCUAGGCAAAUCAUUGCACAAUAUAAUUGAGCAUGUUGAACGGAUAGCUUUACCCAAUUAUGAUACCUCAGACACUUUGUCUAGAGAAGAUGGGAGUUCCUUUCCAUAUAAGGAUACAGAAACGUCUUCAGGCUACAUGGUUCGAGUUUUGCAGUGGAAGACCUCUGAAUUGGCUGCUGUAUUACAGCAGUUUGUCCAUGCUUGUUAUGAUCUGUUGAAUGGAAAAUCUGAUGUGGACAUUUUUGCUCAGGAAUUAUGUUAUGCUCUGGACUGGAUCAUGAACCACUGCUUUUCCCUUCAAGAUGUUUCAAGCAUGAGAGAUGCAAUUAAGAAGCAAUUUGAUUGGGAUGAAUCACGAAGUGAAACUGAGCCAGAGGUUGGCAUGAUUAGUCAAUUUUCUGAAGUGGAUAAAUUGUGCCUUGCCCGUGAUCAAGUUGCUGCUUCAAAUGGGUUUCAUACCUGUCUUGAAAAGGAUGAAUUUCAAUGUAUUAUAACAGAUGAAAAUAAGAAGUUAAAAGAUGAAUUGGUUAACAUAAAAUCUACAAGGAAAGACUUGGAAGGGAGGCUUCAAUCAGCUAUUGAUAAGAGUGAAUCCUUGGUGAAUCAACUUCAAGAAUCAGAGAAAAUCAUUGCAAGCAUGCAAAAAGAGGUAGAAACUCUGAAAAUGUCAAAAACAAUGAUUGAAAAUCAAAGUGAAAAUCACAAGUUGAUGAAAGAAGAUCUAGAUACACAGCUUAAAGUGGCCAAAGCAGAGUUAAAUGAGGCUCGCCACAAGUUUUCUUCCUUGGAAGUGGAGCUGGAGAACAAAGAAAGCUGCUGUGAAGAAUUGGAGGCCACAUGUCUUCAACUUCAGCUCCAACUUGAGAGUAUAACCAAGAAAGCGAUCCCUAAUCAUGAACUCCAUCAGGAAGAAAAGCAACUUCGAACUGAUUGGGAGAUAACAGCUGCUUCAGAAAAGUUGGCGGAGUGCCAAGAGACGAUACUAAACCUAGGGAAGCAGUUGAAGGCAUUGGCUACACCAAGUGAAGCAGCACUGUUUGACAAGGUCAUCUCUACCUCCACUGAUACAAAUGCUGCCUCUGUCACCAACACAGAGGGCACAACGGUGAGCACACCCAAGGAUAAGAUCAGGAACCAAAGGUCCUCUCUUCUAGAUCAGAUGCUAGCGGAGGAUAAUAAAUCCCCAAAUAUCAAUGAAAGCAACAAGUGCAGUUCUACCUUUGUUUCCAAUGGGGUUAUAGAGCCUCUAGAAAAGAUCCUCAUUCUGAAUGGAACUAAACAACAUGAUGAUGAUGUUGAAAUUAGCUCUUUGGCCAUAGUACCUUGCAAGAAACAGGGAGGAGGAAGUUUGUGGAGAAAAUUAUUGUGGAGAAAGCGGAAAUCAAACAGCAAGAGACCACCCCUUUCAUUCUCUACAUAACAGCCUACAAUUUAGUAUCAAAAGUUUCCGUUGUGUUAUGUUACGACAGUGGUUGUCCAUGAGGGGAAUUUGAUGCAAUAAAUUCUGCCUUUUGUUGAGCUUUUGAGAGAGUGUUUGCGUGGUUGUGUAUUCCUUCUGUAGAUACAAUAGUCAGCUAGACAAGUUCCAUCGUGGGCAUAGCUUUCAUCUGUACUUUCUGUUAAUAGAAACGGUAGCAUUAUUUUUCGUGUGAA
Molecule: messenger RNA, 3908 nt
Organism: Manihot esculenta (cassava)
Lineage: Eukaryota; Viridiplantae; Streptophyta; Magnoliopsida; Malpighiales; Euphorbiaceae
Product: filament-like plant protein 7
Exons: 6
Coding region: 364-3675 (1103 amino acids)
Source: RefSeq, a predicted model, not a curated record